AAAUUUGAUAAAAAUGUCAAUUGUCAUAUUUUAUUCAAGUCAGAAUUUGAAGCUCGAAAUUUAACGUACAAACUGCAAUGAAAGUGCCUUGCUCAACCUCUCUUUUAUGGUAGAAUUCGAAAUUAACAAUGUAAAAUUGGAGUUUUUACAUGUAACAACCAAAUAAUGGAUGAUAAGCUGCGCAAACACGGUAAAGCCAGUGAACUGAAUACGAAGAACGGCGCAGUAAACAAUUCAGCUGCCUCCCAGACAUCUAUAACAAAUCGUCUAGAACGCCUGGAAACUGAAAUCAAUUUAAUGCUACAGCUUAGUUCUAAGCAGCCACGGAAAUCAGAAAACACCAAAAAUUCGAAACUCAAAGACAAACAAAUAGGAAUGGUUAAACAAAUAGCAAUGAUUAACGAGGGUGUUCAGUCGUCACUGAUGAACAAAAACAAAAUGUCUGAUAAAGGAACAACAAGUAAACAUGGUAGACCAUCUGUGAAAUUUUAUAACUGUGAAGCCCCAAACAAUGUUCCAAUAGAAGACGAAUUAUGUCUUCCUCUUCCUAGGAUUCCUUCACAACAAAAACAAACUACCGAACCACCAAAAGAGAAUGUAAAGAAGGAUAAAAAGGCGCUGAAAAAAAAAGGAAUUUGUCGUUGCAAAAAGAAACACUCUAAUAGUGCCUUAAAUAAAUCAUUUCUAUCUGUGUCAUCUCCACACACGAAACCAAACCCGAAAGCCCGUAGCAGAAGCGCUGAUACUGUAGCAACAGCAAACGCAGAUCCAAAGAUAGAAAAAGAAUUAGGUGACCUUUCUCCAGCGGAUGCAAACGCCUCAAAUCUCACAAAAAUGAAGAUCAUCAGCAGAAGUUGCCCUGCGUCUGCGCAUGACUUCAACGAUCUGUGCAAUCUUGUUGUAGAUCUCAAGAAAAGUCAUAAUCUCGCAAAGGGAAUAAGUGAACAAUGGAAAGAUAAAUUUAUCAAUAUGCAAAAUAGUUGUGAUACCUUAAAAGGACUUCAGGAACAAACCGAUGCACAGAAAAAGUUUUUGAGUGUUUGCUUUCAAACUGAAAUGCAACACAGAAAGAUGUUGGAGAGUAUUUUAUAUGACUCAGUAAAAGAAUGCAAGAAUUGUAAAACAGGGAAAGAACAAUUGAGUGAAGUGAAAGAAAGUUUGGAAUUACAAAAAAGUCAAAAUGAGGAACUGAUAAACGUGUGUGACAGUCUAAGAAAUGAGUUGGCGUUAUCUGAAGAGAGAUUAAAAGGAUUGCAAAAGAGUACUGAGGAUGGAUUUAAGGCAAAUAAGGCACUGAUCGAGAAAUUCGAAAGCAACGAAGAGUUGAGCAAGAGUCAAGCGUCACAAAGAACUGAAGAAUUCAAGAAACAAAUCCAAGAUCACCUAAGCGAAAUUGAAGAAUUGCGUAUAACUUGUGCAAAAAACGCUGAAUGGGCGUGUGAAGAAUCUACAUUAAAAGCAAAACUUAUGCAAGAAAACAAAUAUCUUCUUCGUAAAGUUUCUUGUAGUCGUCAAAAAGAACAGAAACAACUUGAUCAGAUAAACAUUCUCCGACAAGCAUUACUUAAAGUAGGAAAAAACGAUCCCAAAGUCAAGAAGUUGGUUCACGCUCUACAAAAAUACGACUACGACAAUCAAAUGCUUUUGGAGAACAAUGUCACUGCAGCUCACAUGCAAUUAGCAGAGAUAUCACCUCUAAAUAACUUGGACACUGUAAAUGCCGCCGAAGCAAAAAAUCUCAUCAGUGAACUUACAUCCGUUAUCAAAAUACAAAGCAGUCGAAUUCAAGAGUUAAUUGAUAUGACCUCAGACAUGGCUGUGGUUGAGAGUUCUGCGGAUCAAUCGGAUCAAGCACCUUCUCAGGAGCAGAAGAACCAAUUGGAGAUGGCGCGCAAAGAGAUUGAGGAAGUAAAAGGGCGUUACGCAGCUUUAGUGACGAGUGUGCGCGAAAUGCGGAAAAAGAAUAAAAGUCAAAUUGCUGAAGAUACUCAAGCUAAAACGGCAUUGCAAAACGAAAUCGCUAAUUUAUCCAAAUUACUGGAUGAAAGUAAAACUAACAUCGCUAAUCAAGCAGAAACAAUUGAUAAACUGGAAAAAGAAAUGUCUGCGAAAACAGAUCAAAUUUUUCAUUUGCAAAAAGAAAUAAAAGUGUCCAAACAAGAGAAAAAUGAAAUUAAUAAUAAACUCAUGGAAAUAGAAAGGGAGAACAAAGUAUUACGAUUAUCAAAUAACCGACUACGCAUGGACGCCAUUCGGCAGGAAUCAAUCGUUAAUAACCUCGAAAAAAAGUUUGAGCUGCAUCGUCAUGAGCAAGUCCUAAAAAGUCUAGCAAUCGACAAAGAAAAAGAACACGCACUACGCGCUGCCCAGUUCGCCACUGAUAAAUUAAUGGAAACAAUGGAGGACUUUCGGUUGCAGAGUCAAAGUCAGACCAAGGUCAGGCACGUCCUAACCAAACUUCUUCACGAUAAAGAUGAACAAUUGCGCGCUACUAUUGAUAAAGUGAGCUCCAUGACCCUCGACCCGCAGAAAGUCGUUGACGCAUUGAAGAAGAUCCAGCCGACGUGUCAUAUCAAUCUGAUGUCGGAGUCAAGCGAAUUUGGCUGUGAGACGGCCAUUGACGUUCAUUAUACCGGUAAUGAUGAAGUGGUGGAGGCUUUAACGAAUGCCAAACUACCAUCGGAACGUUUGAUUGACCUGCAAUCGGAGUUUGCGAAUUUUCUCGAAAACAAUAACGAUAAAUACACUGAUGAUUAUUUUAAUGGUUAUACGGAUAAAACUUAUGAUAGAACUGAAGAUGAGUCCGAAUAUGACACACCACAAUUGUAUACUUUACACGAAGAAGCAGAAGAAGACGAAGAAGAUGAAAAACCACCACAAAAUAAUGAUAAAAGAUAACUUUAAUUAUUUAAACGAGGUUCAAAUGAGUUUGUUUUCAACGUUUUUCUUGAAUAAUAAUUUAAUUUACCGUAA
Messenger RNA from Dalotia coriaria, 2973 nucleotides. Its product is annotated as myosin-11-like. NCBI's taxonomy places the organism in Eukaryota, Metazoa, Arthropoda, Insecta, Coleoptera, Staphylinidae. The transcript has 10 exons. Bases 166 to 2898 code for a protein of 910 amino acids. The record is from RefSeq and is a predicted model, not a curated record.